Lasiosphaeria miniovina is the source of this 456-nucleotide messenger RNA. RefSeq lists its product as uncharacterized. The transcript has a single exon. The record is from RefSeq and is a predicted model, not a curated record. The coding region runs from base 93 to 326 and encodes 77 amino acids. Lineage: Eukaryota; Fungi; Ascomycota; Sordariomycetes; Sordariales; Lasiosphaeriaceae.
AAGUGGAAGGUGGCUCAGCGGUCGUCUGAGGCGCGGCGAGUCGGAGGCGGUGAUGUGCAGCAGCAGCACCAGCAGCAGCAGCAGCAGGGCAGAUGUGGUGGUGGUGGGUGCUGGGUGUGUUGCAGGGAGCCGAGGGUGGGAUGACUGCCGUGGAGAGCGAAAGCUACGAAAGCUGGCAAGGUGACAGGGUCAAGGUUGUGCGUUGCCGUGGGUGUGGUGGUGUGGGCGUAGGCACCAGAUCGGGCAGAGAGGAUGAACCCACGGGCAGGCCCGCGCACAGCGUGCAAUUAGGUGGGUCAAGAUAUUCCGGAACCUGGAAGUGCUGAAGGAUGGAGAGGCCACGGAUGCUCCGUGUGUACUGCCGUACCGUACCGUACCGUACCGUACCCGGCUUCUUUGCAACAGAACUAACGUAACUGCCUGAGGUACCGUGCCCCGUGUCGUGCCGUUGUACGG